CCCGUACGGCUCCUUCCGGCCUCCACCUCAACUUCAUUCACAUUUUUCGUACAAUUUUCCGUACGCCUCCGCUCCCGAACAGCCCCGAACGACAAUGCCUCGCGGAUCUCGCUCCGGUAAGGAGGGCAGAAAGGGUGGAAAGGGCACGUCCGGAACCGCUCCAGCCCCGAACGACGCUCCGGCCCCAAACGGAGGCGGCUCGGCCUCGAACGACAGCGGACGCGCCUGUUUGGAGCUGCCCGACUUCCAGCCCUGGGUUCCCCCCAACCAUCCUAGCUGGACGCCCCCAGACACUCGCGUUCACGGCCAUCGGCUCCCGAACGCGGAGCUAGAGGAUGACCAGCCGGACGAGACCGUUAGCGAGCAUUUAACCGCCUGGGUCCUUAAGCACGUCUCCAAGAAUGUUUCCGCCGCCGUUCGUGCGCUCGCCCAGAACUACUUUAAGAUCAAGCGCAUCAUGCGCGUCCGUACCCGUCCGGGCGCGGACGGAACCGCUUACUACAACACUCUCAACCUAAAGCGGGGUGCCAAUUGUGACGCGGCCUUCCACCAUCUGUACGGCAACUUACGGUCCGGAACGGACGCGUGCGGCCCGUGCCAGAGGGGUUUGGGCCCGUUCGACAGCUGCGUUCAGAUCAAUGGUGCCUGCGCGAACUGUCGCUACAACUCCGCGGCUAAGCGCUGCACUCUCUACGUUAAGGACGGAGAUGCUAAGCCUAGGGGUAAGAAGCGCGGCCGUAAGCGUAAGGCCCUUGAUGAUGACGAUGACAUUCUUGACGCCAUCCGUUCCGUCCCCCUUAAGUACCUCCGUACGCUCGCGGACGUCUUUAAUAAGGUCGCCGACGAUGUUGAGGACGAGACUGAUGAGUCUGAUUCUGAUUAA
Ilyonectria robusta is the source of this 883-nucleotide messenger RNA. RefSeq lists its product as uncharacterized. The coding region runs from base 95 to 883 and encodes 262 amino acids. The record is from RefSeq and is a predicted model, not a curated record. Lineage: Eukaryota; Fungi; Ascomycota; Sordariomycetes; Hypocreales; Nectriaceae. The transcript is spliced from 5 exons.